Messenger RNA from Salvia splendens (bonfire salvia), 854 nucleotides. Its product is annotated as bZIP transcription factor 11-like. Bases 48 to 620 code for a protein of 190 amino acids. Gene Ontology annotation, molecular function: transcription cis-regulatory region binding; DNA-binding transcription factor activity. Gene Ontology annotation, cellular component: nucleus. The record is from RefSeq and is a predicted model, not a curated record. NCBI's taxonomy places the organism in Eukaryota, Viridiplantae, Streptophyta, Magnoliopsida, Lamiales, Lamiaceae. Gene Ontology annotation, biological process: positive regulation of DNA-templated transcription. The transcript has a single exon.
UUUUCCCCUUCUCUCCUCUCCCCCUCCCACUUAUCCCUUUUCCGACCAUGUUGUCCACUUUUCCGGCUUCUUUCCCCGGCGACGCCCUCCUCGGCAACCCCUUCGAACCCGGUUUCUAUUGGGAUAACCACGACCUCCCUUUUUUCUUUAACCAACAAGAUGAACCGGUUGUUUUCUCCCAUGAACUGGAUCCGGUCAGUUCCAAUUCCGGUUCGCCCACCCAAAACCCGGCCUGUAGUUCCGGUUCGGACGACCAGGACCCGGAUAAAUUUAAUAAAAAACGGUCCGGGUGCGGUAAGACUGUUUUGGAUGAUCGAAAGCGUAGGCGUAUGAUGUCGAACCGGGAGUCGGCGCGGCGGUCCCGAAUGCGAAAACAGAAACACUUGGAGAAUCUGAGGAACCAAGCGAACCGGCUUAAGGUUGGGAACCGAGAACAAAUGAACCGGCUCCGGUUUAUUGUUUGCCAAACCCGGAUGUUCCGAGGCGAAAAUGAACGCCUCCGUAACGAGGCGGUGGUGCUCCGGCAAAGACUCUGGGACAUUCGCCAAGUAUUGGUUGUCCGGCAGCUUCAGCAGAUUAUGAAUCCAAUGCAAAUGCUAAAUAAUCACCCCACUUUAUAAUGAGGAUUAAGUUAAUUAAUCGAUUAAUUACAAAAUCUAGCACAUAAAAAUCAAUCACUAGUAUUGAAUUGAAUGUGCACGGACCCUCCCUCUCCCUCUCCCUCUCCCUCUCUGAAUAGUGCUUGUGAAAAUUAGUUAUAUAUAGCUAGUACGAGUAGAGGUAAUCGAAAUUGGUUGGUUCUCUUUAUUUAUCGGAAUCAGAGUAAAUUAUUUUGUACUUAGAGAAUCGCUAGA